CCCCCGGUCGGCCCCAGCCCUGGCCCGCGGCGCUCCCGGGCCUUCCCCGCCGCCACCGCGGAGCCCGAGCGCAGCGGCGCGGCAGCCAUGCGCCGCCUGCCGCGGGCCGUGCAGCUGCUGGUGCCGCAGCUCGCCCUGCUGGUAGUCGCCGGGGCCCCGGAGGCGCCGGUGAGCGCGCCGCGGAGCCUGGUGUGGGGGCCCGGGCUGCAGGCGGCCGUCGUGCUGCCCGUCCGCUAUUUCUACGUGCAGGCGGUCAACGCGGAGGGCCAGAACCUCACUCGCUCGCCCCCAGGUGAAACGUUAUUCAAAGUAGUAGUCAAAUCUCUUUCAUCUAAAGAGCUGGUCCGGAUUCAUGUCCCUAAACCUUUGGACAGGAAUGAUGGAACGUUUUUGAUGAGAUAUAGAAUGUAUGAAACUGUCAACAAAGGGCUGAAGAUAGAGGUCCUUUAUGGUGGUGAACAUGUGGCUCAAUCUCCCUAUAUUUUAAAAGGACCAGUGUACCACGAGUACUGUGAGUGUCCAGAAGAGGAGCCCCACAUUUGGCAGAAAACCCUUUCCUGUCCGACCAAGGAACCACAGAUUGCCAAAGAUUUUGCUUCCUUCCCCAGCAUCAAUCUUCAGCAGAUGCUAAAUGAAGUCCCCAAAAGGUUUGGGGAUGAGAGGGGCGCCAUUGUUCAUUACACUAUCCUCAAUAAUCGCAUUUACCGGAGAUCUUUAGGGAAAUACACAGACUUCAAAAUGUUCUCUGAUGAGAUUUUGCUGUCACUAGCAAGAAAGGUCCUUCUCCCAGACUUAGAAUUUUAUAUCAAUCUUGGAGACUGGCCCUUGGAGCAUCGAAGAGUGAAUGAAACCCCUGGCCCUAUACCAAUCAUUUCAUGGUGUGGCUCUCAGGAUUCAAGAGAUAUUAUCCUUCCAACAUACGACAUCACCCACUCCACACUUGAAGCAAUGAGGGGUGUGACAAAUGAUCUCCUCUCUAUUCAGGGAAAUACAGGCCCUUCCUGGAUCAAUAAAACAGAAAAAGCUUUCUUCAGAGGUAGAGAUAGCCGAGAGGAGAGGCUCCAGUUGGUACAGCUGUCCAAAGAGAAUCCGCAGCUACUAGAUGCAGGAAUUACAGGAUAUUUCUUUUUCCAAGAGAAAGAAAAGGAACUUGGAAAAGCCAAGUUGAUAGGUUUCUUUGAUUUUUUUAAGUACAAGUAUCAGGUGAAUGUGGAUGGGACUGUGGCUGCGUACAGGUAUCCAUAUCUCAUGCUGGGAGACAGCCUGGUUCUGAAGCAGGACUCACCGUAUUAUGAACAUUUCUACGUGGCACUGAAGCCUUGGAAGCAUUAUGUUCCCAUUAAAAGAAAUCUUAGUGAUCUACUAGAGAAGGUUAAAUGGGCCAAGGAAAAUGAUGAAGAAGCCAAGAAGAUUGCAAAAGAAGGGCAGUUGAUGGCCAGAGAGCUGCUGCAGCCACACCGGCUGUACUGCUACUACUACAGAGUCCUCCAGAAAUACGCCGAGCGCCAGUCCAGCAAACCCGAAGUCCGUGAGGGAAUGGAACUCGUGCCUCAGCCGGCCGAUGACACUUCCGUCUGCCGGUGCCACAGGAAGAAGCCUUUGAAAGAAGAGCUCUAAGUCGGCCCACACUCGCCGUCCUGUGUACGUCAGCUCGUCCUGCAGGGAAGCCGACUGUGAAGGACACUGUGGGAACCUCACCAGCGGACUCCUAGCGCUCUAGGUAGCUUUAUGUAACGUGGCUGCAGAGAGCAGUAUUUGAGCAACUGUUACCAGAUAUCUUUGAAUAAUAUUUUCUUGUGGGUAAACAUUA
This is a messenger RNA of Oryctolagus cuniculus (rabbit), 1810 nucleotides long. It is a transcript of the gene POGLUT3, whose product is annotated as protein O-glucosyltransferase 3. Gene Ontology annotation, cellular component: endomembrane system. Gene Ontology annotation, molecular function: glucosyltransferase activity; protein binding. NCBI's taxonomy places the organism in Eukaryota, Metazoa, Chordata, Mammalia, Lagomorpha, Leporidae. The record is from RefSeq and is a predicted model, not a curated record.